GGGCGGAAGCGGAAGCGCGUGUGCGCGCGCCCUCAUUUCCGCCGGGCGGGCGCGCGGGUUGAUUCGCUGAGCGCGGGGACUCGGACAUGGCGGGACUUACUGCUAUGGAGAAGAAGCUGGCUGAAUACAAGUGUAAUACAAAUGAAGCAAUUCAGCUGAAGCUAGUUCGUUUUCCUGAGGAUUUGGAGGAUGAUAACACAACAUUUAAUCCAGAGUACAGCCAUCAAGUGUUUGGAGAUGAUGAAGUUGCUUUUGGCUACAAGGGACUCAAGAUCCUCCUGUAUUACAUUGCUGGAAACCUGUCAACGCUCUUCCGCAUUGAAUACACAUCAAAAGUAAAUGAGAAGUUUGACUGUGUGGAGGCAGAUGAUGUUGAAAGUAAAAUUAGAGAAAUCAUUCCGCCUGGUUUUUGCACAAAUACAGAUGACUUUGUGUCUCUGCUGGAGAAGGAGGUCAACUUCAAGCCCUUUGGAAUGCUGUUGCACACGUAUUCUGUCCAUGAGGAAGCUGGUGAAGAUAUAACAUAUCAGAUAUACAAGGCUGACAUGACAUGUCCAGGCUUUCGAGAAUACCAUGAAAGGCUUCAGACGUUCUUGAUGUGGUUUAUUGAAACUGCUAGCUUUAUUGAUGUAGAUGAUGAAAGAUGGAACUACUUUCUAGUAUUUGAGAAGUAUAAUAAGGAUGGAGCUACGCUCUUUGCGACCGUAGGCUACAUGACAGUCUAUAAUUACUAUGUGUACCCAGACAAAACCCGGCCACGUGUAAGCCAGAUGCUGAUCUUGCCACCAUUCCAAGGAGAAGGCCAUGGUGCUCAGCUGCUUGAAACAGUUCAUAGAUACUAUAUGUCUUCUCCUACUGUACUUGAUAUAACAGCUGAAGAUCCAUCUGAGAACUAUGUGAAGCUUAGAGACUUUGUUCUUGUAAAGCUCUGUCAAGAUUUGCUUUGCUUUUCCCCAGUAAAGUUAAUGCAAGGUUUCAGUCAAGAAAUGGUGACAGAAGCUCAACAAAAAUUGAAAAUAAAUAAGCAACACACAAGACGGGUUUAUGAAAUUCUCCGAUUGCGUGCAACAAACAUGGGUGAUGCAGAACAGUCCAGAAGCUAUCGGUUGGAUGUUAAAAGAAGACUGAUUGGGCCCUAUAAGAAAAAACAGAGGGAACUUGCCAAGAUGAGAAGGUGUCUAAGACCAGAGGAGAUGACUAAUCAGUUGAACCAAAUAGACCUAAACUUGCAACGUGAACAGUUAGAAGAGAGCUUCCAACAGCUUGUUUCAGAUUACCGAAGAGUCCUAGAACGACUUGCACAAGCAUGAGGAUCCUACCUGUACAGGAAACUUGCAGAUAUCUAUACAGUGUUGUAAAGCACAUCCUCAAUUGCCACUUAACUGCAAAAAAUCCCAUGUGACGUUUUAAUCACAUUAAAGGUGACUUGUGUUUCUGUGCAUUUGAAUAUUUUCUAUUUUUGUGUUGUAGAUUUUAAAAUGUAGGGGUUUGGGGGCACUUCUUGGUGAAAUAAACAAUGUAGAUUCUCAGAUACAGUGUUACUUCAAUUGUAUGAAUUUUCUUUUACCCUUUUGUUUUGAUCAAGACUUAAUAGAUACUUGAAUAGAAAGUUAAUAUAUAAGUCUAAGCAAUCUCAAAUUUCUCCUAACGUGAUUCUCCUCGGGCUGUUCUCUGUGGAUCUUAUUGUAUGGUGUAAGGCCUGUGCAGGUUUAAUGUCAUGAGCAGGUUACAAGAUUGGUCUGUGGUCUCUCAGGUGUUUCCCCUGUGCUGACUCUUUACCCUAUGCUAAAUGUGCAUCCUGCUGCUGGAAGUGAACAGACCCGUUCUGUUUAAGCCUCUAAAGUGCCUCAAGCACAUUCUUUUUUCAAACCCCCAAGUUUUCAGGUUCAUAAUUUUCAGGAAGAUACCUCAGCUGGGGAACCAGCCAAGACUUUGUGAGGACUCCAAAAGCAUUUCUAGUAGUGAAAGAAACAUAAAUCUGUAAGAAGCAAGUGCCUUUAUAUAGUUCCUUGAUUCUGUUCUGCUAUGCAUUACUUCUCAGACCUGAGGUUAGUUCUUAAAUAUCCUGUCUGUCCUCCCUCAAAGGAAUAAAUUGUUAUCUUUUCUGGUAGUUCAGACUUCAGAGGAUUUAAUCUGAAUAAGGAUUAUUGAAAUUGAUUGAUGUUUGAUGGUCCUAAUGGGAUUCAGGUCCAGCUUUCAAAACUGGAGCUUGUACGUUGUGAUGUGAUGUGGAGGAAGUGAAAUCUUUUAAAUAUUUAAAACAUUAAAUAUUUUCAAUAUUAAU
This is a messenger RNA of Poecile atricapillus (Black-capped chickadee), 2284 nucleotides long. It is a transcript of the gene HAT1, whose product is annotated as histone acetyltransferase 1. Lineage: Eukaryota; Metazoa; Chordata; Aves; Passeriformes; Paridae. Gene Ontology annotation, cellular component: nucleus. The record is from RefSeq and is a predicted model, not a curated record. The transcript is spliced from 11 exons. Gene Ontology annotation, biological process: subtelomeric heterochromatin formation. The coding region runs from base 87 to 1310 and encodes 407 amino acids. Gene Ontology annotation, molecular function: histone binding; histone H4 acetyltransferase activity.